Molecule: messenger RNA, 4135 nt
Organism: Ruditapes philippinarum (Manila clam)
Lineage: Eukaryota; Metazoa; Mollusca; Bivalvia; Venerida; Veneridae
Product: multiple epidermal growth factor-like domains protein 10
Exons: 7
Molecular function (GO): scavenger receptor activity
Source: RefSeq, a predicted model, not a curated record
AUAUUGUAUGUAUGGUGUAUAUUGUUAAAUGUAAGCAACAACCAGGUAGAAGGAGAGAUUGAUGAACAAUGUAAAGUAGAUUGUGCGUGCUGUAUAGAUAGAAACUGUAGACAAGGGGUAUGGUUUAAUGACGAAUGUUUUCUAGGCUGUAUUGAUGGUCAUAGAGGUGCUCGGUGUUAUGACAAAUGUACACACAAUUGUACAAAAUGUCCUGAUCAUAAAGAUAAGUGUAAUGAGUGCUAUGAUGGCUAUUACCCCGGCCCUGCUAGAGACUGCACUUCACAAUGUUUAUCCGGAUGUAAAACAUGCACAAGAGGAACCACGUGCACAUCAUGCAAGGAGGGAUAUUAUAAUGACAAUGGUCGAAAUGAUUGUAGUAAUCGUAACUGUCCUGAAAAUUGUAACUGUGAUAACGGUCAAUGCGCAUCAUGUAAGGACGGAUAUUACGAUACCAGUAAUAAAUGUAAUAGUUUAUGUCCAGGUAACUGUCUCACGUGUACAUCGAAUACUAAUUGUGGAUCGUGUCAGGGUGGUUAUUUUAAAGGUUACCAGAACGACAACAUAAACCUCCCUUUGUUGAACGACUGUACAUACAAAUGCCGAGAUAACUGUGUACGUUGCUCGUCCUAUGAUAGUUGCUCUCUGUGUAUAACUGGUUUUUAUGGAUCGACAUGCAACAACAGUUGUUCAGCUGGUUGCAUAUCAAACACUUGCGAUAUAUUGACUGGAAACUGUCAUUGCUCUCCUAAUUUUGCUGGGGAAAGAUGUGACAAAUGCAAAACCGGGAAAUAUGGAAAUAUGUGCGAUCAACAAUGUCCUGCAGGGUGUAAAGGUAACGUAUGUGAAAAGGAUUCCGGAGAUUGUACAGUCGGAUGCACUAUAGACACGUAUAUUGGUGAUAAAUGUGAUGUUUGUUCAACAGGAUGGUUUGGACAAUACUGUAACAUAUCUUGUUCUCUUGGCUGUAAAAUUCAGCAGUGCGAGAAAAAUAAUGGUGAAUGUUCAAAUGGAUGUAUUGAUAACUUUAUUGGACGACAAUGCAAUCAAUGUAAACCUGGCAAAUAUGGAGAAUCGUGCCGUAGUGACUGUCCAAAUAAUUGUGACGAGACAGGCUGCAGACGAGACUCAGGAUAUUGUUUUAAUUGCGAUGACAACUUUGAUGGAGAGAAAUGUGAUAGAUGUCGUCCUGGUUUUUAUGGUUCGCGUUGCUCUGAAAAAUGCCCGAUUCAUUGUUUGAACGGUGUAUGUGACAGAGAUACAGGAACGUGCACUAAUGGCUGUUUAGACAAUUUUUCUGGUGACAGAUGUUGUAUAAGUAAUAACAACUGUAUUACAUGUUUGUCAGAUACUAGGUGUAAACAAUGUAAGUCUGGAUACUUCAAUGACCAAUGUGACAAGGAAUGUCCUCAAAACUGUCUAAACUCCUGUCAUAUCGAAACAGGUAUUUGUGACGGUUGUAAAAGUAACUUUUAUGGUGAUAGUUGCAAUUUUUCAUGUGCCUCUACAUGCAAGAUUCAAACAACAGGCGGAAGUUUAUGUCAGCAAAGUAAUGGAAAGUGCCUAUAUGGAUGCGUAGAUGGUUUCCAUGGUUUACAAUGUUCUGAGAAAUGUUCUGUUUAUUGCAACGAUACACUCUGUGAGCAAGACGAUGGCAAAUGUACAAAAGGCUGCAUAAUAAAAGUAAAGAAUGACCACAUUUGCCCCCUGACAUCAGACACAAAGUCCUCAGAGCAUUCAGUAAAUACAGCUGCUAUAUCUCUUGGAACACUUCUUGCAGUGUCAGUUGUUGUUCACAUCAUAUUUGUGGUUACGUUGAUUCUCUGGAAAUACCGAAAAAGGGUCAAUGAUACUUACAAGACGAAAGGACCUGUUUAUGAAAACUCUCGCAUUGAACUGGAAUGUGGAAAUUUGGGGAAUGCUGGCAGCGUCAGCAAGCAUGGAAUUGUACAAGCAACAAAGAGCGACACUGUGUUAAAGUCACCUGACUAUGAGGAUCUUGGACGAGUUCAAGUAUCUGAGCAUGAAUAUGGAGAAAUUCGUCCAGACACUUGAUGUCAUUCAUGGACGUAUAACAUUACGCACACGCGAAGAUAAAUGGUCAUCAACAACUAUGAACUGUAUUAAAAGAGUCCGACAGAGAACAGAGUAACAAUUUCAAUUAUAAACAAAGGACGACAUUAUAUCAAACACAAAAUCAUUCUUUAUUGUAAAGUGCUGAAUAUCUGUCUGAUAUUUUAUGUGUUGAAAACUAUUGUAAAUACUUUCUUAAAAAGCAUUUAAAACAUUUGACUUGCAUGUUGAUAUUUUGAUGUUCGCACGUUUGAAGGCAUAACAGUUCCAUAUAAGGGAUCCUAUACUUACAUAAUUUAAUACCUUAUUUAUUUUGCUUAGUUUUAUAAGUUUUGACAUACGUUUUGUACAACAGUGCAUGUGUUUGUUUGGGUUUUUUUGUAAUAACAUGAAAAAAUAUCAGUUUGAACUGUUAGUGUAUUUUUUGUAAAUUCUGAUCAACAAAUGACUCACAUGUGUAUUCAUUUUCUAUAUGGCAACUGUCCAGACUAGUGAGGGAAGACAUCAGCUGCCCUUGUCUGCUUUAUUAAAUGAUAUUAAUUCUGAUUUUACAUUAGGUGAUACUAUACUUAUUCUGUUAUUUGCUGAUGAUAUUGUUAUUUUAAGUUAAUUACCUGGAGACAUACAAAAUAGUUUAAAGUAAAUUGCAUAAUUACUGUACUUUAUUUGGGGAUUAAAACUACAUUGAGGUAAAAGUAAGGUUAUGGUUUUGAGGAAGAGGGGUCCGCUUAGAAAUAAUGAGAGUUGGAAAUAUAAUAAUAUUCCCUUAGAAAUAGUCGACAAUUUCAAUUAUUUAGUAGGGAAAACCCUAAAGGCAUUCAAUGAUUUAUUCUUCAAUUUCAAACACUUGUUAAAGUUAGUACUUCUUUGCAAUUGUUUGAUGCUUUUGAUGUAUCUAUUUUGAAGUAUGCCUGUAAAAAAUGAGGAUUUGGUAACAGUAAAUAAAUAGAACGAGCACAUCUAAAAUGGUGUACGUCAAUAUUAUGUGUUAAGCUGUCCACUAGCAGCACGGCUUUUUAUGGUGAACUGAAAAUGCACCCUUUAUAUGUAAUGUGUACGGAAUAGCAAAUCCUGGUCAAAUAUUGUCAAAAGUAAAAUGUUAUAGUUAGUUACUUAUAUACAUAAAUGAUAAAUGAUAUUAAUAGAGACAAACGUAACUGGUUGUCUAUUGUAAAAUCAUUAUUAGAUAAUGCAGGUUUAUCAUAUGCAUGGUAUAUUUAUAACUUAUUAUUUAAGCAAAGUCUUACUGACCAAUUCAUCCAGUCCUGGUAUCAUAAUGUUACAACAAUCCCGAGCCUAAGCACAUAUAGACUUUUUAAAACGUCAUUUGAUUACUCACUGUAUCUUGAUAAAAUUACAAUGAAAUUAAGAAUUGCUUUUGAAAAGUUAAGAUUGUCUCCUCACCCACUUAGAAUAGAAACAAGACGGUAUGGUUAUGAAUAUAACCAACAGCAUUAUACUAAUUGAAUAAUGUAAAUAUAUAUAUAUAUAGCCUUUAAAUAUUUCAAGGUAUAGUUUGUAUGAUGUCUUAAUAAACUUAUUACAGUAUCUACCGUUUUAAAUUAAAGUAAUAUGCACAUUUCCCUUGAUAUAUUUCAAUAAUUUCAUGUUACAUUUGAUUUAUUUUGAUCGUGAUUUUGUAAGCCAAAUAACAUACAAAUUCGCCAUUAGUUGAACCUCCUUGUUGUCUCUCUUCCUUUUUGUCUUUUAUUUGGCUUUAAAUAUCAUAUUUUCUGUUAAAAUAGUUGUCUUUAAAAUUGUGUCAUGUUGACAAGUUUUAUUGUAUCAUCUUAUGUAUGUGUCUGUGUAGUAAGAAACGACAUCAUUACGUUACCAAAUAAAAUAUUUGAAUGUUGAAACUUGGAUCUUAAGUUUAGACAAGAGCGCGCAUUUGAGUAAUACCUCCGACGUUUCGUAAGCUAGUCGGUUAGCUUCCUAACAUUCCAAAGUCUCCGGUGGGAUUUGAACUUACAGCGGUAUGGGUGAAAGUGAAUUAAUGUUAAACAAUACCGACAACAUAUUGUGAUACCAUAACUAUGACUCGUAUAAUUGCUGAAUAUAUAGA